AUGAAAGUACAUGUUUUCGGGAAUAGCCCCUCCCCUGCAGUUGCUUCAUCAGGUUUGAUGAAGAUAGCUCACAUGUCAAGGGACAGUCAUGGUGCAGAUGUAGAGGAAUUCAUUACAAGGAACUUCUAUGUUGAUGAUGGCUUAACAUCAUGUUCAACAACAGCUGAGGCUAUCAACUUGAUACAGAGAACACAAGCUGCUAUGAGAGAGUAUGGAGGACUGCGGCUGCAUAAGUUUGCGUCUAACAGUCUGGAAGUGAUGAGUGCCUUUGAACCACAAGACUUGGUGAAGGACAUUUUUGAUCUGGAUCUCGAUAAGAAUCUGUUAAUGCAACGAAGUCUUGGCAUUCAGUGGAACUUGACUGCAGAUUCGUUCAAAUUCAGCAUUACAACAGAAGAUAAACCACUGUCACGUAGAGGCGUACUUUCAACAGUGAACAGCAUCUUUGAUCCGUUAGGAUUCCUCUCUCACGUGAUUAUCAAUGGUAAACUUAUCCUGCGAGACGUAGUCACAGAAACUGUAGAUUGGGAUGAACAGCUACCAGACUACCUCAUGUCACGAUGGAUAGAGUGGAGCUCAUCACUCAAAGCUCUAGAAGAUCUAUGUAUUCCCCGUGUGACUGUACCGUACCUCAGUAAGGCCGUGAGAAAGGAACUUUGGACGUUUUGUGAUGCAUCAGAGAAAGCAGUGGCUGCUUUUUCUUAUGUGAAUGUACUCUACCCAGAUGGUUCCUCUAAAACUGGAUUUGUGCUCGGGAAGUCGAAGGUUGCACCAGUGUCUGGUCAUACUAUUCCACGCUUGGAACUUUGUGCAGCUGUACUUGCCGUGGAAAUUUCACAGUCUGUCACAGAACAUUUUGAUGUAGUGUUUGAUUCAGUGAAGUACUUCAGUGAUAGUCGUGUUGUACUUGGCUAUAUAAACAAUGACAAGCGACGAUUCUUUAUCUACGUAUCUAACAGAGUGGAAAGAAUACGGAGUUUCAGCAACCCAGGUCAAUGGCACUAUAUCCCGACUCAUCUCAACCCUGCUGAUGAAGGUACCCGAGGAGUGUCACCAGGAGACGUAGCUACAAGUACUUGGUUAAAUGGACCAGUAGAUGUUCAUUUGAGUGAUCAGUAUGACCAAACCAUAACCUUUCCACUAGUUGAACCUCAAGUAGACAAGGAAAUCCGACCCACUUGUCUAAAGACAGAGUGCAGACCAUUGUUGGGCACUUCGAGAUUUGAGCGAUUUUCUGACUGGGAUCGUUUGGUGGAGAGUCUAGCAUUAUUAAAACGCUUUAUAGUGUACAGGAAGGAAGACAAAUCACUGAUUUUGCCAAAAUCAUUGAGCUACUAUCAACGGGCUGAGCACUUCUUGAUCAAGACAGUGCAACAGGAAGUCUACGCUGAAGAAAUUGACUGCUUGCGCUCAAGUCAACCAUUACCGCAGAACAGCAGCAUACUUACCUUAGACCCAUUUAUCGAUGACGAAGGAAUCAUCCGAGUAGGUGGACGUUUGAAGUACCUGCGAACUGAUGUUAUCUGCAAAAAUCCCAUCCUACUGUCAGGGAAGCACUACUUAGCAACCUUAUUGAUUCGCAAAUGCCAUCAACUAGUCAUGCAUCAAGGUCGACAUUUUACAGAAGGGAAAGUUAGAUCAAUGGGAUACUGGAUGACAGGCUGCAAGCGUCUCGUUUCUUCACUUAUUCACAAGUGUGUAACUUGCAGAAAACAACGUAGGCAGUUCAGCAACCAGAAAAUGUCUGACCUACCAGAAGAUCGCAUUGAGCCAGGACAGCCACCGUUUACAUCAGUCGGUGUAGAUAUCUUCGGGCCAUGGGAAGUGUUGACUCGUCGAACCAGAGGAGGUUCCGCAAACAGCAAGAGGUGGGCGGCGUUGUUUACUUGUCUGGUGACACGUGCCGUACACAUUGAAGUCCUGGAGGAGAUGUCAUCCUCGUCCUUUAUCAAUGCCUUGCGUAGAUUCACCGCCAUACGAGGAUAUGUGAGGGAGUAUCGUUCAGACAGGGGAACCAAUUUCAUUGGUGCUGUUGAUCCACUACAUAUCAAUGCUAUCAACAUAGAGGAUCCACCAAUCAAAGACUUGCUGUACUCGGGAGGAUCUGUCUGGAUCUUUAAUCCCCCCAUGCGUCACACAUGGGUGGCGUAUGGGAGCGAAUGA
This is a messenger RNA of Saccostrea cuccullata (small rock oyster), 2163 nucleotides long. RefSeq lists its product as uncharacterized. Lineage: Eukaryota; Metazoa; Mollusca; Bivalvia; Ostreida; Ostreidae. The record is from RefSeq and is a predicted model, not a curated record. The coding region runs from base 1 to 2163 and encodes 720 amino acids. Gene Ontology annotation, molecular function: nucleic acid binding. The transcript has a single exon.